AUGGGGGACCACCACCCCGUCUCCGCCAAGUUUGUGUAUGGUUGCAUCUUGGCGUGGAUCGCCAACAGCGCCCUAUGCGUGUUGCUGAAUAAGCACCUGCUCUUCUACCUGCACUUCGGCUUCCCGACAACGCUGGCGACGCUGCACAUGGUGGCAGCGUUCACGGGCACGGCGCUGCUGAUCCACUGCACGCCCGACGGUCGGCAGCACGCGCCACCGCCGUUCAGCAAGGUGAAGCCCAAAUUCUACAUACAGCUGGGCGGCAUCGCAGCGCUCUUCGGCUUCGUGCUGGUGCUCGCCAACUCGGCAUUCCUGUACCUAUCCGUGCCCAGCAUCCAGAUGCUCAAGGCCUGCGGCGCCGCGACCACCUUUAUGGUCGGCCUCCUGUUUGGCACCGAGACCUACAACAACCGGUCGAUGCUGAAGGUCCUGAUCGUCGCCGCAGGCGUGAUGAUCGCGUCCUAUGGGGAGGUCCGCGCCAACUUCUUGGGCGUCUCCCUCCAGCUGGGCUCCAUCGUGUCCGACGCCGUGCGCUGCACGCUGCUGCAGCUCGUGAUGCAGAAGAACGAGGUCAAGCUGUCGCCCGUGGGCACGCUGUACUGCGUCGCGCCCAUGGCCGCGGCCAGCCUGCUGAUCCCGGCGCUGCUUAUGGAGUCGUCCAAGCUGCGCAACCACACGCACCCGAUCCCCUGGGCGUGGCUGGGCGGCAGCUGCAUGGCGGCCGCGAGCCUCAACUUGGUGGUGUUCACGCUGAUCGGCAAGACGAGCGCGCUGACGACGAGCAUCACGGGGCCGCUCAAGGAGUGGGUCUGCAUCCUCACGGCCAUGUUGAUAUACCACACGCCGGUCACUGGCCAGCAGUGGUGCGGCUACGCCAUUGCGUUGGUCGGCAUCUUUUGGUACCAAAGGGAGAAGUUUGCGCAGGCCGCAGGUGGCGGCAGCAGCGGCGGGGGCGCUGCGGCGGAGGAGAAGCUGCCGCUCAUUCGAGCUGACAGCAAGAAGGAGGCGGUUUGA
This is a messenger RNA of Monoraphidium neglectum, 1014 nucleotides long. RefSeq lists its product as hypothetical. Bases 1 to 1014 code for a protein of 337 amino acids. The record is from RefSeq and is a predicted model, not a curated record. NCBI's taxonomy places the organism in Eukaryota, Viridiplantae, Chlorophyta, Chlorophyceae, Sphaeropleales, Selenastraceae. The transcript has 3 exons. Gene Ontology annotation, cellular component: endosome; trans-Golgi network; Golgi apparatus. Gene Ontology annotation, molecular function: antiporter activity.